Molecule: messenger RNA, 2773 nt
Organism: Chelonia mydas (Green sea turtle)
Lineage: Eukaryota; Metazoa; Chordata; Testudines; Cheloniidae
Gene: PROX2
Product: prospero homeobox 2
Exons: 6
Coding region: 579-2561 (660 amino acids)
Biological process (GO): regulation of transcription by RNA polymerase II
Cellular component (GO): nucleus
Molecular function (GO): RNA polymerase II cis-regulatory region sequence-specific DNA binding; DNA-binding transcription factor activity, RNA polymerase II-specific
Source: RefSeq, a predicted model, not a curated record
CUCUUGUUUGCCACACUCUCCAGACACUCUGGGAACACAGGGUACCCUGCAGGCGCCUACCAUCCCACCCCCCACACACAAAGGGGGACCAGGCAUUUACGUUGCACACAUUGUCUAGGAUUCUCUUGCUCUGGAUUGUGCGAAAGGGUGUAUAAGACAUUUAAUAUUAUUUAUUGGGAAGCUCUGGCAAGGAAGGCAGCAAUGAGAUUUGUGAUCAUUUUAACCUCUCAUGGAAGGAUAAUCCAAAAUUACAGGCUGGCUGCUUAGAAAGUUCUGCCUCCUGUAGCUGACAGUUCCACUGUUCCUGGGGAUGCAAAUACCGUGGCUGCAGAGAGAACCUGGGCCCGAACCAUGAAUGAUCAUAUAUUGAAUGGGGAGCCCUUGUACUGUCCCGAGCACCAGGAAGGUGUGCUCGUGCUGUCCUGCAUUGUAUAACAGCUCCAGCUCUCAGAAACAGCUGGCACAUCAGCAGUCCUCAAGUCCUAGGGUGUUCCUGUAUAACAAGUACCAUCAUCAAAACAACUGCUGAGUGGCAACUGUUGAGUGUCAGGUCUUCAUCUUCAAGAGUGGAAAAAACUAUGAAUGGGAGCUGUGUCUCUGAGCAGGAUGGAGGUAGCUCGAGUUCAGGACACUCAGGUGGGCAGAAAGAAGAGCCCUGUCUCCAAAGAGACUCGUUGUUCUCUUCCCCCAGUGUGUCCAUCAUAUCACAACUCCUCAGCCAGACAAUCGCUAACAGGAGCCUGGAUCCAAACUUCCUUUUCCCUUCCUUGCAGUCAACGGAAUCACCCCAGGAAGCCAGGGACUGCCCAUCUUUUAAGGAAGGGACACCAACCCUGGCCUCCCCUCUGUGCUAUACUGCAAUCUCCCGUUUUGGUGACACAGACCAGUUCUAUAAUGAACACUUACGAGCUAAGAGGGCCAGAGUGGAAAGCAUUAUCCGAGGUAUGAGCCUCUCACCAAACCCUAUCACACUUGGUACCAGUGGGGAAAGAGACAGAGAACGCCCUGUGGAGAAAAGAAGUGAGAACUACAGGGAGAACAAGAGAAAGCAGAAGCUUCCCCAGCAGCAAAGCCCACAUGUAGCACAGCUUGCAGGAAGAGGCAAGAGCAGUGCCAAGGCAGAGGAGUGCCACCAACUGAAGGAACAGCUUCAAGUUUUGCAGCAACAGCUGAGGCAGCUUCAAGAGAAAUUCUUGAAGGUUUAUGAGUUCAGUGAUUCAGAUCAAAGCUAUGAACGGAUGGAGAAGACUAUGCACUUAUUGAAGGGGAAGUGUGGAGACAGUCUAAAUGAAAGCUGUCAGGCUGCUACCAGUGACCAACACAGAACUCUUCUUCGGAGGAGCAUCUCAGAGAUGGAAGAACACAAAGUGUCAGAAGAAGAAAGGAGAAUGGGGGAUCUGGGUGAACUGUCCUCUGAAGAAAGAACCUUUUCUGAGACAUUAAAGCAUGAGCUAGCCACAGUGGUAUCUCAGACGGUGGACACGGUUUUAAAACAAAUAUUGUCCAAGCCAUCAGGCCAUCUGGCUCAGCUGUAUAACAGCCUCCCAAUCUCAGUGUCAGACAGCAGAAGAGAGGAUUUUGCCACCGAGGAAUACUCCAGCAGAAAAUGGCUUCCUGGGGCUUCCUCCCAAAAUUUGGUAAACUCACUGACUGAAGCCCACACAGAGGCCUUGUCGCUAGUCAUGGAGAAGUCUCCAGACUUUCAUGCUCACCCAAUCAGUUCAAGAAUAGCUAGAAAACCCUGCCAUGUGCCUAACAUGAAUCAUCCCUUGGUCAUGACUUCUCAAGUUCAAGAAAAACAGAUUCUUAGCCAGCUACUAGAGUACAGUCAAAAUAGCCAUUGGAACAGCAGUCCUCACAGAAUUGCCUCUUCCCCAGACUGGUCUUCUCAAGAGUCCCUAGAUCUACCUUGGAGAGCAGUCAAAUUGAAGUCAUCAGUCAUGAGACACCAGCAAUAUCCAAUGUCCCUUAACACCACUGAAAUGGAAAAUUUGACUCUUCUUCCAGCCAGGAAGGCAGAAUGUGGAGAGCUGCAGACUGUGAUGGAUGGGAUGCCCUUCUCCUCAGUCCAUAUCCAGGAGGCUCUGACCCCUGGCCACCUGAAGAAGGCCAAGCUGAUGUUCUUCUUCACUCGCUACCCCAGCUCCACUCUGUUGAAAACCUACUUCCCUGAUGUCCAGUUCAACCGCUGCAUCACUUCCCAGCUCAUCAAGUGGUUCAGCAACUUCCGUGAGUUUUACUACAUCCAGAUGGAGAAGUUUGCCCGGCAAGCCAUCUUGGAGGAAGUCACGGAUUCCAAACACCUGAUGGUUUCUCGGGACUCUGAGCUCUUCAGAGCCCUCAACAUGCACUAUAACAAGGGGAAUGAUUUUGAGGUCCCUGAUCGCUUCCUGGAGGUUGCUAGCAGGACCCUGCGGGAGUUCUUCAGUGCUGUCAGGACAGGGAAGGACUCUGACCCCUCCUGGAAGAAACCCAUUUACAAAAUAAUUUCAAAACUGGACAGUGACAUCCCAGAUGUGUUUAAAUCUUCCAGCUGCCUCCAAGAACUACUCCAGAGUUAAAUCUGCAUGGGAAGUGGCCUAAGACUAUGUCAUGCUGCAGCUUGAUCGGAGCGAGGCUGGCCUGAGCUAAGCAGCUGUGGGCCCGGCCUACAUUGUGGGUUAUGUUACUAGUACAAACAGCAAUAGCACCAUUUAUUAUGACUAUAUCUAAUCUGGUCUGAAGCGUGCCCUCCCUUCUGGUGAGGUCUAUCUAUUACAUACGUGAACUGCCA